AUUACAACAUUUUAAAGAAUUAUUAUAUACUCUUCUUCGAUCCAACAAAUCGGAGUUGGUAAAAUAAAAAGAGAGAAAAAUUAAUGUCAGGGGGAGGGAUACCAAGAUCAUCAAGUGCACCAUUGAAAGAUGGCAUCCCUCCUAAAGAACUCCUUGAUGAUCUUUGCAGUCGGUUUGUUCUAAAUGUACCCAAAGAAGAUCAACAAUCGUUUGAAAGGAUACUGUUUCUCGUGGAGUAUGCUCAUUGGUUCUAUGAAGACAAUUCCGUAGAAAAUAAUCCGUCUUUGAAGUCAUUCACUCUGAAAGAAUUUACCUCUUUAAUGUUCAACAGUUGUGAUGUUUUGAAGCCUUAUGUCCCUCAUAUAGAUGACAUAUUUAAAGAUUUCACAUCAUACAAGGUUCGAGUUCCAGUAACCGGGGCCAUCAUUUUGGACCAAACGUAUGAAAGGUGUGUAUUGGUGAAAGGGUGGAAGGGAACCAGCUGGAGUUUUCCUAGAGGUAAAAAGAACAAAGAUGAGGAAGAUGAUGCAUGUGCCAUCAGAGAAGUGCUAGAAGAAACUGGAUUUAAUGUUUCAAAACUUAUUAAUAAAGAAGACUAUAUUGAAAUGAUAUUUGGGCCACAAAGAGUGCGACUCUACAUAGUUGGAGGUGUGAAAGACGACACAACAUUUGCACCACAAACCAAAAAGGAGAUCAGUGAAAUUGCAUGGCAGAGGCUUGAUGACCUUCUACCAGCAAAUCGAGAUGUAAUAUCACGUAGUGUAACAGGGCUUAAGCUUUACAUGGUCACUCCAUUUUUGAAAUCUUUGAAAUUGUGGAUUUCUUCACAUCAGCCCCCAAUCGCACCCAGAGCCGAUUCACCUGCUAGAGCAUUGAGUGUGUGGAAGGCAAAAGGCAGCUCAUCGGGGAGUAACUUGGUGAUUACAGAGACUCCAUCAAACAGUAACCUGGUUUCACUUCCAGUUCUACAUUCAAAUUUCUCUUCUGACAAAGGCCCUGGCCGAAGCUUCAGAAACUUCCAGUUCAAUAGUGCUCCCAUUCUACAAGCAAUUGAUGCUGCUUUCUCGUGAUUUGGUUGCAUAUUUGCACAUACGUUGACAUUGUGAGCUCACGUGGCCAUUUCGUGCUGAAAUUGGUCCAAACUGAGGUGUGAAGAUGGAUGUACAUUUUGUAUAGACAUUAGCCUUUCCCAAUUAAUGUUUGGCAUAUUUGCCGUUGAAAUUGAUAUGUUGUUUGAUCGGGAAACCUUUUUAUCUUUCAGCCAAAGUUCUUAACCAGUUCUUCGGCCUCCGUGUCUGAUUAUGUUACAAUUUACAUAGAUUCGAAUGAUAUUAAUAAUUGUAACUUGGUUGUUCAACUGUUUUGUAUUAAUAAAAAAAUCUUGUUGCAUACAUAAA
This is a messenger RNA of Erigeron canadensis, 1397 nucleotides long. Its product is annotated as mRNA-decapping enzyme subunit 2-like. The transcript is spliced from 8 exons. The coding region runs from base 84 to 1070 and encodes 328 amino acids. Gene Ontology annotation, cellular component: cytoplasm. Gene Ontology annotation, molecular function: 5'-(N(7)-methylguanosine 5'-triphospho)-[mRNA] hydrolase activity; manganese ion binding; RNA binding. Gene Ontology annotation, biological process: nuclear-transcribed mRNA catabolic process, nonsense-mediated decay; deadenylation-dependent decapping of nuclear-transcribed mRNA. The record is from RefSeq and is a predicted model, not a curated record. Lineage: Eukaryota; Viridiplantae; Streptophyta; Magnoliopsida; Asterales; Asteraceae.